CUACGGCGCUCGUGGAUACCUUCUCCAUGAUGUGUGUUUGUUGGUGAAGUUGGCAGCCGCUGUAGGAGAAUAUAUGCGGACUAACAUUCAGACUUUUAAAAAAAAUUUUCACGCCAUUUCAGUGACAAGAUGUUCAGGAAGACUGCAUGGAGGAAAACAGCUACUGAUGCAGUGAGUUUACACCAAGACCAAGCCCUUAAUACGACUAUAUUCCUCCUCAAAUCCUUUGGACCAACUAGAUUCCUACUCAGAGAGGACAGAGGGGAUCAAAACUUUAAGGUGUGCUUGGGUGACCGACAUACCUGCACAUGUCCUGUGUUCACGAGGGAGCAGGAGCCAUGCAAACACAUCUGCUGGGUUCUGCUACGGAAAUUUAGACUACCCAGAGAACACGAGUAUUCAUUCCAGCCUGGACUUGUGGAGAGACAGAUCUCGGAGGUGCUCCGUGGCUUACACCAAACCAAAGCCCACCAGAUGGAAAAUGAUCCAAGGACCCCAAGCCGCCCCAUCCCGCACCGGGAGGCUGGAAGCAUGUCCCGGAAAGUGAUCCACACCCAGGAUGUGUGUCCUAUCUGUUUGGAGAAGCUGCUGGAGAAAAAACUGCCUGUGUGUCACUGCAGGUUUGGCUGUGGUAAGAACGUCCACAUCUCCUGCAUGAAGGUAUGGGCAGACCACCAGAGACUCUCAGAUAAAGUCUCAGAUAAAGAGGAAACUGUGAAGUGUCCGCUGUGCAGGGGGGAAUUCAGCUCUUUGAUGACGCUCCAGGCGCAGGUGAAAGAAGCAGGAAAGCUCUUCACAGCUGCUGAAAGAGAGAAACCAGAGAGACACCUGGGAGUUCAGUGUAACAGCUGUCUGAUCUGCCCAGUCAUCGGCAAAUGUUUCAAAUGCACAGUGUGCCGUUACUUCUACCUCUGUGAGGGCUGUGUAAGGAAGGGCUGCCACAAACAGCAUCUGUUUGCUACUCGAAAAAAAAGAGGAGAGAAGUGGCACCUUCUGGAGGAGGACCUGAGUGAUGACCCAAAAGGAGCGACCUCUGGGGUGGAGAAGGACUACAUUCCAGUAGCUGCAGACCCGCUACCUGAAAAAAUCCUGGCCUGUCUCCCUACAAUCACGGUGAGACCUCGGUCUUGGCUCUUGUUUGAAGGACUUCAGUGUCGAAUCUGUCUGCAGGAGUUUAACCUGAAUAAUUGCAUUCGAACCCUGCCCUGCCACCAUAAGUUCCACUCAGACUGUGUGGACAGAAUCCUGCUAAAGACCAACUGCUGCCCCUUGGAUGGGUUCGUCAUCUAUAACCCUUUGACUUGGAGAAGCAGUGAAAAGAAGACUCCAGAUAAGUCCACCUCUCAUCUUUCUAGUGGUUGUGCAGAAGCUGCAGAAAAUAAUUUGAAGGACUUGUUUAUUCCUGGAGUAGCACUGAGAAACUGGAACACUAAAUCUCCUCCUACACAUGACGCUCCAAACCUGGAGGUGCUAGCUAAUGCUUCAGAGACUUUGAACACUCAGCAGGAAGUAACAUCUAAGGGUAAAAGUGAGCUGCGGAGAAAACUAACUCCAGAGAACAACAACUGCAGUACACAUAAAACAAAACAGAGCCCUACUUCAUCAAAUAAAAAUCCUGCUAUGACCGAUAUCAGAGAUCAGCUUCAGCUGAGUCUUUUUGUAGGAUUACACAGACCAGAGUCAGAUAACAUCGCGUCCUCUCCUGGACAGACUAGACCGCAACCCAGAAGGAAAGACAAGGCAAACGUAAAAGAAGCAAACAGAGAAGUUUCGGAUUUAAGAAUGACUGGAGUUGUGAUUAACACACCCCAGCAGAGAAAUACAGAGACAUAACUUUUACUUUAGUUAGUUUGAGUCAUCAUUUUUAAUGUUUGAUCCACAAUGAGCAGAAUUUUUAGAGUUGAGACUGCACUUUUUUCUUUUAACUUUGUAAACAAAAAAUAUCAAUAAACAUGAAUGUAUAACC
This is a messenger RNA of Cheilinus undulatus (humphead wrasse), 1966 nucleotides long. RefSeq names its product zinc finger, SWIM-type containing 2 (gene zswim2). The record is from RefSeq and is a predicted model, not a curated record. The transcript is spliced from 10 exons. Bases 130 to 1833 code for a protein of 567 amino acids. NCBI's taxonomy places the organism in Eukaryota, Metazoa, Chordata, Actinopteri, Labriformes, Labridae. Gene Ontology annotation, molecular function: zinc ion binding; ubiquitin protein ligase activity.